Messenger RNA from Penicillium malachiteum, 2073 nucleotides. RefSeq names its product citrin. NCBI's taxonomy places the organism in Eukaryota, Fungi, Ascomycota, Eurotiomycetes, Eurotiales, Aspergillaceae. The transcript has 4 exons. Gene Ontology annotation, molecular function: L-glutamate transmembrane transporter activity; L-aspartate transmembrane transporter activity; calcium ion binding. The record is from RefSeq and is a predicted model, not a curated record. Gene Ontology annotation, biological process: malate-aspartate shuttle; L-glutamate transmembrane transport; aspartate transmembrane transport. Bases 1 to 2073 code for a protein of 690 amino acids.
AUGACCAACAUUAAGGAAGCUGUCAAGGAGCAAUUGGUCGGCAGCACAGAGGUGCCCCAAUUGUCGCACCAAGCCCGAUCCAAUUUCCUCCGCUAUUCAAAGAAGGACGAAAAUGGUGAACUGUUCAUGACCGAAGAUGACUUUAUCAACGCCGUUGCUCCUAAACACGAGGACUACCACAAGAUCAAGCGCGACCAAUAUGGCAUCUUGUUCAGCGUGGCAGACCGCCGACGAACCGGAAAGCUCAACUUGUCCGACUGGGCGACCUUCGAGAACCUCCUCGCGAAGCCCGAUGCCGAGUACGAGAUUGCCUUUCGCCUGUUUGACCUUGAUGGAACCGGUACCGUCAAGUUUGAUACCGUUCAGGGUCUGUACAACAUGAACAAAACCGCCGAAAGCAUUCCCUUCGAUUGGAAUUCCGAAUGGGCCUCCUUGUACACAGGUCGCACCAAGACGCGCCACGAUAUGACCUACCCCCAGUUUUCCCAGAUGCUGCGUGGCCUGCAGGGCGAGCGCAUUCGCCAAGCUUUCCACGUUUUCGACAAGGAUGGUGAUGGAUACAUCGAGCCCGAGGACUUCCAGCGCAUUAUUCUCGAGACCUCCAAGCACAAGCUGUCCGAUCAUGUCCUCGAAAACCUGCCCUCCUUGUGCAACAUCUCCGCCGGCAACAAGAUCUCCUACGCUACCGUUCGUGCUUUCCAGAACAUCAUGCGCGAGAUGGACAUCAUUGAUGUGGUUGUCCGUGGAGCUACUAAGAAGAGCAGCGAUGGCAAGAUCACUCGUUCCGAUUUCCUGAACGAGGCUGCUCGCGUGACCCGUUUCUCUCUUUUCACCCCCAUGGAGGCUGAUAUCCUGUUCCACUUUGCCGGUCUGGAUGCGCCAUCCGGCCGUCUUGCACAGAAGGAUUUCGCCAAGGUCAUUGAUGCCUCAUGGCGUAUCCCCGUUGCCAUGGCUGGCCAGGCUGCUGCGGAGGCCGCUGACAAGACCAAGUCCUUCCUUCACGGCGUGCUGGAAUCGGCGCACCACUUUGCUCUGGGUAGUAUCGCGGGUGCCUUCGGUGCCUUCAUGGUGUACCCCAUUGAUCUAGUCAAGACCCGUAUGCAGAACCAGCGUUCCAACCGACCUGGUGAGCGUCUGUACAACAACUCGAUCGAUUGCGCGAGAAAGGUUAUCCGUAACGAGGGUUUUACUGGUCUUUACUCUGGUGUCAUCCCACAGCUGAUCGGUGUGGCCCCAGAGAAGGCCAUUAAGCUCACUGUUAACGAUCUGGUCCGUGGGACUUUCACUGAUAAGGACACCCAGCGCAUCAAGUUGCCCCAUGAGAUUUUGGCCGGUGGUACUGCUGGUGCUUGUCAAGUGGUCUUCACAAACCCUCUUGAAAUCGUCAAGAUUCGUCUGCAAGUGCAGGGUGAGAUUGCAAAGAACGUCGAGGGUGCUCCUCGCCGUUCCGCUCUCUGGAUCGUGAAGAACCUGGGUCUCGUUGGUUUGUACAAGGGAGCCAGCGCUUGUCUUCUCCGUGAUGUUCCAUUCUCUGCCAUUUACUUCCCCACAUACGCUCAUUUGAAGUCUGACUUCUUCGGUGAAACCGCCACUAACAAGCUCGGUGUUGUACAACUUCUGACUGCCGGUGCUAUCGCCGGUAUGCCCGCGGCUUACUUGACCACACCUUGUGAUGUGAUCAAGACUCGUCUGCAAGUAGAGGCUCGCAAGGGUGAUACCAAGUACACUGGUCUGCGCCACUGUGCUAGCACCAUCUGGAAGGAGGAGGGUCUGAAGGCCUUCUUCAAGGGUGGCCCAGCUCGUAUCCUGCGUUCUUCACCACAAUUCGGUUUCACCCUUGCCGCUUACGAAGUCCUGCAGAAGGCGCUUCCUCUGCCUGGCUCUCAUGAGGAUGAGACCCCUACCGGACACGUGGAACCAGGUGUUGGCCUGGCAAGUGCCACUGCUCCUCUUCCUUACCUCCGAUCAAGGAACGCAUUGAAGCUGAUCCUGGAUCUGGAGCCAAACAUCGGCCGGGUGCAGGUCCCUCGGCCUGAGAACUGGCCCAAGAUCAUGCAGGGGUCCAAGCAGUGA